AUGGCGUUGAACCACUCAUGUCUGCCAAAUGUUGCGCCCAGUUUCGAUCCGCGGACGAGAACGCUGGCCUUCCACGCUAUUACUGAAAUUCCGCGUGGACAUGCUGUGGAGUGCGCUUAUGUUGACCUCCUGCAGACGAGAAAGCGGCGGCAGUCACUGCUUGCAGCUGGGUUUGGAUUCGAUUGUAUUUGUGGACGCUCUCUGGUGAUGGAGCAACUAAUGCGAGUGGUAAAUACGAAGGACCGAGGCGCGAAGCAGCGCGUCGCUCGUCUCAAGAAGGAGCAUGAAAAUGUCUUCAACCGGAGCGACGAAGCUCAAUUCGCCCUUUACACCGCUGAGAUGCAGCUUGCGCGCACUCAAGGCGACUGGGUCCAUGUUGUCGAGGCUGCGGAAAGGUUGUUGAAGAUAUGGGCACGAUCGGAACUACCUGCCAACUAUCACACCACCGAGACGUUGCAUCUACAGCUUUGUCUGGCUGCCAAGCAAGCUGGAAUGAUGACUGAGAAGGCUCGAGCUUCAGCCCAGCAAGUAGCAACAAUUCGCCGGAUAUGUGGAUAUCCACACCCUGAAACCCCCAUCGGUUAA
Messenger RNA from Phytophthora sojae, 585 nucleotides. RefSeq lists its product as hypothetical. The transcript is spliced from 2 exons. Lineage: Eukaryota; Oomycota; Peronosporomycetes; Peronosporales; Peronosporaceae. The coding region runs from base 1 to 585 and encodes 194 amino acids. Gene Ontology annotation, cellular component: nucleus. The record is from RefSeq and is a predicted model, not a curated record.